Molecule: messenger RNA, 462 nt
Organism: Capsaspora owczarzaki ATCC 30864
Lineage: Eukaryota; Filasterea; Ministeriida; Capsasporidae
Exons: 4
Coding region: 1-462 (153 amino acids)
Source: RefSeq, a predicted model, not a curated record
AUGAUAUCGGGAUCGACGACAGCAGCAUCGAAACCAGCAGCAUCAGCAACAGCAGCAUCGACAACAGCAGCAUCGAAACCAGCAGCAUCGACAACAGCAGCCGUCCUAGAAAACGUGCACGAGUCAGCACGGAGGAGCGAAGCGAAGUUCCGAUCCGCCCACCGAGUGCUCGAGUCCAACAGCGUGCCCAACCGCGUGCCCAACCGCGUGGCCAAACGCGUGGCCAAACGCGUGGCCAGCGUGUUGUCAGGCAAGCCGUCCAAUCCGGACAAGAAAAAGUCAUUUUCCACCAAUCAAACGUCGCCAAACCAUGUCGGACAAGCAUGUCGAAAUCCGGUCGAAAUUCGGGGCAAAAGAGAGAUUCCGCGGAAUUCUAAUUUUGCCGGUGCGGAUUCCGGUCGGAUUCCGGCCAUCCUAUUCCUGGCAAAGAGCGGGCACGGAACCUCGCCCGAGCGGCUGUAG